AUGCCGACAUUAAAUAGAAGUGUUGAUAAACAAACAAAACAAUCUUAUAUUGGUCGAAUGUUAUAUAUUCAAUUAGUUCGACCUCGACGAAUUUUAUUUGUACUUGGUUGUAUAACAUUAUUAGUUGCUGCGAAUUAUUUCUAUGCUAAUUCUUUAACAAAUUUAACAGAAAGUGUUAAAUCACGUUCUCAUGAACUAAAUGUUAAACAAAGACAUAUAAUUCGAAAGAUUGUUGAAAUCAAGGAUCGUCAACCGUCCUAUAAAUUAUAUAUAUACGAAGGAUAUGAAGCUGAUGUGGAUCGCAAACGAGCACAAGCAAAACUACUUGAUAAUAUAAAACUUUAUGAUAAAUGUCAACAAAAUCCAAAAACACUCGUUAUUGAUGUUGGUGCUUCUUUGGGACACUUUGGUUUCUAUGCUGCUGCAUGUGGAUGUCAAGUUUAUAUGUUUGAAGUUGAUCCAAUAAAAAUUUCAUUACUUCGAAUGUCAAUUAAAUUAAAUUCAUUUGAAUCACGUAUUACUUUAGUACCAAAAGCAGUUAGUGAUUUACCAUCAAAAAGUCAAAUUUAUAUGAGUUUGAAUACUAGUAGUCAAAUAUCUCGUGAUGAAAUUCAUGAUAAAUCAGAUGUAUAUACUGUAGAAACAACAAAUUUCAAUCAAUUUAAUUUUUCUACAGAUAUUUAUUUAUUGCGUGUUGAUAUUGAAGGUUAUGAAAUACAUGUAUUUCGUGGUAGUGAAAAAUUAUUUCGUAAUAAUCUUAUACAUCAUGUUUUAUUUCAAUAUACACCUUCAGGAACUGAUCGAGUUUUACAAAAUGAUCUUCUUGCUUAUAUGAGAGAUAUUCUUGGUGGACAAAAAUUUUAUGCAUUACAUCCAAAACAACCUAUUUUAUAUGGUCCAAUAUAUAAUGAAGAUAUUGAUCAUUUUUAUACUCAACAUCAAGCAUUAAAUUUAGAAAGAGAUGUUUAUGUAUUAUUUCGAGAUGAUGACUUAACUAUUGAUUCUAAACCUUAUGAAUUUCAAUCAUCUUUUGAUUAA
Molecule: messenger RNA, 1038 nt
Organism: Rotaria sordida
Lineage: Eukaryota; Metazoa; Rotifera; Eurotatoria; Philodinida; Philodinidae
Source: the annotation of a GenBank genome assembly